Sinocyclocheilus rhinocerous is the source of this 3388-nucleotide messenger RNA. RefSeq names its product zinc finger protein 438-like. The transcript has 7 exons. The record is from RefSeq and is a predicted model, not a curated record. Bases 453 to 2696 code for a protein of 747 amino acids. Lineage: Eukaryota; Metazoa; Chordata; Actinopteri; Cypriniformes; Cyprinidae. Gene Ontology annotation, molecular function: DNA-binding transcription factor activity, RNA polymerase II-specific; RNA polymerase II cis-regulatory region sequence-specific DNA binding. Gene Ontology annotation, biological process: regulation of DNA-templated transcription.
CAAAAAUGGCUGUCGAGAAACAGUUAUGAAGAUGUGUCGAUCUACUCACCUAAUUAAUGUGGCGCAUGAUCCAAAUUAACCAAGAGUCCUCUGAUCGAGCCGGGGGACAUUUCUGGAAGGAAGUGAUCAUGUGACGCAGCAUGUGCAGGAUUGUGAUCAUUGCCUGACUGCUUUAUGAAGCCGAGCUGUUUCCUGAGAUGUCGUAGACAGGAAAGGGUUACUUUCCAUGUUUCCUGUCCAAUUCCCCCAGCUCCAGCUCCUUUCGGAUCACUUUCUUCAUACUAAACAUUCCCAGGCUCCCAUAACCUCCUGGCUUCCUUACACUGGCCAAGAGAGAUCCCAGGUGAGUGGAGGGCUGUGGAAGGAGAAGAGGAGGAAGAAGAGGAUUGUGGGCCAUCUUGGGACAGCGAAACGGAAGAUUCUUUGGGAUCUUCAGUGACAGUGUGGCAGACAUGAAAACCCAAGAGCAUCGUUCCAGCCCUCUGAAAUCACACACACAAAGUGAUGCACGGCCCCACUCCCAAAUGAAGGGUCUUCAGUUUCGCAGCAUUGCCCCCAAAGCCCCAGCAGUGGUUCCAUCCUCUGCAGUUCUAUCCUGCCAACCUCCCUCAGCCCUUCCAGAAGCAUCCACGGCUGUCAGCCCCAAAUCCAUCCUUGUCCCUGCCCAGAACUAUGCACUCAUGCAGGUGGCUGGACAAGAGGGGACCUUCUCAUUGGUGGCCUUACCUCAGACACAACAGCAACAGCCAAUCCAGAAGAACCUUAAGCUGCCUAUUCCUAGAUACCAACCGGUGCGAAGCAAGAGUGCUCCAGAAAAAGGCAGUAGCAAGAUGCCGAGUCCAGCCAAGGUUUCUGCAACCAUACAAGCUCAAUCACCUGCUGUGAAAUCAGACCAGAGUUCAGACCCAGUAUCGGAGCAUCUUGUUUUAAUUGAUGCUCCUACUUCGUCUGAAAUCAACGUUGGGCCCUUGCUCCCAGGAUCACAGACAGAUCGAAAAGUGGAACAAAAAAGCGAUGCCGGUCCACUCAAAAACCAGCACUAUCCUUCUGGAAACUCCCUUGUUGCCCCUGUCAUGAAAAUCUCACCGGUUAAAACACAAAUAGAGGGUCAAGCCUCGGCUGGCAGUGCCAUCACAGUCCUGUCACCCACUAUCUUUAGCAAAGCUGUUCAGAUCAUUCCAUCUCCACCCAAGGGCAAGCUGCCCAUCCUGCCCUAUGCCAAGGUGAAGAACUCCCUCCUGGCACCAACCAGCCUUGCCAGCACCCCAUUCUCAGAGAAGCAGACUGGAGCCAAAAGCAGCCUGAAAAGCCCCCCAGACAACAAAAUCAAGUCCACAGACAGCAAAGUUAAAAGUGAAAGCCUAAGCCAAGACCACAACAACACCCAAAUCAAGAAACCUCCAGGCAAGAAACGGGGGAGGAAGAGAAAAACAAUGGAGGAUAUUCUAGCCUUCGAAGCCCGAAAGAAGAGAUCCUUGUCGUUUUUUAGAAGGAGGGUACCUGAGAAACCUCCAACUGGUGUGUCGAAUCCUGCCUCUCAAGAGAAGCUUCUUGACAUAUCCAAAAAGUAUCGGAGUAUUCGUCCCAAGCCGGUACUGGUAGUGGAAACCACAAUUCCACAACUUGUUCCGCUCCCUUCCUUGUCAACAUCGGAGAACCUUGAUCAGGAGCUCGUUUUAGGACAGCAGAUAUCAGGAAAACAAUCGAGUGCUCCACAGUCUUCGCAAGCUACUGAUCAGCAGCCUGUGGUAGAAUGUAAAGGUGGUGGAGGAGUGAUUUACACAGGAAGUCGUCCGCUGCAUCGAUGUCCUACCUGCAACAGGUGUUUCCAGUUCAAGCAUCACUUGCAGAGCCACAUGAACAGCCACAGUAACCUGCGGCCUUACGUCUGCCCGGUAUGCAGGAAGGCCUACGCUCACUCAGGCAGUCUUAGCACUCAUAUGAAGCUGCACCAUGCAGAAAGCAGGCCCCGGAAGAGCCUUUGCUGUGAAUUCUGUGAGAAGUCAUUUGGCUAUGUGGGUGUCUACUUCAGCCACUUGAGAGAGGUGCACCGGGUAAUACUUACUGUUGAACCGUCCAUCAGUCAACACGAAGAAAGCAUGUCUGUAGGAGAGUCUUCGGAAGCUGAUGAACAGGCCUCAGAACAACGUGUUGACCCAGUCGAGCUACAAAUUAAGUGUGGGCGCUGCCAGGCCAUCACCCCUACCUUUGCUGACAUGAAGCUGCAUUUGUUGUACGUGCAUGGAGAGGAGGUCCAGGUGCGAUUGAGGGAUGGGGCCAUGCGCGGGGGCCGUGAAGCAGAGGAUGAACUGGUCAAACAUGCAGCACAUUACUGGAGGCAGCUCAAUGAGAAACGCAACCUAGUGCACUGCGGCACCUGCGACGAGGAGUUCUUCUCCUUUUCCAAGUUCAAACGCCACCUCCAUUCUCACCAUCAAGAAGAUAGAGAGAGUCAAGAAGAGGAGGACGAAGAGGAGAUGAUAGGUAAGGGGGGCCAUGUAUUAAGGGGCCUCAGUAAAGGUAUAUCCCUGAGGGUGGGGUCGCACUUUAACUGCAUCCUUUGCAGUAAGGUGUUUAAUAAGAAACAGGACGUUAUUGAGCAUUGGAGGGCACAGCACAACUGUGAAAAUCCCACCCUUCUAUGGGAUGUCCUGGACUUCAAAGGGGAGAGCAAGCUUAUUGAUGGGCCAAAUUAACUGCAAAUGGGUAAUUUAUUAUUUGCUCCAUGUGUCAACUGUGUGGUUUAUGCAGGAUGCAGUGACGUUAAUGCAACAAAAAAAAAUCCACUAAUAGACUUUUUAUGCUGUUGUUUUGUUUUGCACUGUUUUUUAACAUCACAAAUGUUGUUUUGUAAUGCUUGAAUUUUGUAAUGUUUUAUGUUUGGUCUUUUUCUUUAACGUGCAUAAAAGCAGAAGAAAAUAAUCUAUAAAAUUCACAAAUCAUAAAUUCAGCCGUAAAUAUAACCAUGGCCCAGGUGCAGAUGUAAUAUUACUGCCAGCAAAUAGAAAAACCUGAUGAUAAUGAUCAUUUUUAAGGUUUGUGGACACAGUGUGUUAGUAACUGCUUCAUUUGAGUGAAUCAGGUGAAACAGACUAACAAAGGCUCAUCAAAAACACAUUGCCACUCAGACAAAUUGAAAAUUUGCUAUAGUCUGAAUACAAAUGGGGAAUGAUUAGCGUGCUUGAAAUAACAUGUCAAAGAACAUUCAAAGUAACACAAAUUAUCAGUGACAUUCCACAAACACAUAUACAUAAUCACACAGUUUCAGUCCUCAUUCCACAGCUAAAAUAAAUACUGCCAAAAAAACCUCUGCUGACUCUUCAGUCUAAGACAAGCAGGUCCACUAGUAAGGAUUUAAAAUAUCAUUAAGAAAAUAAUAAACUCAGUU